AUGUUACAACUGAUCGUAAAGAACCUUCUGAAUGGGGUAGAGUUCUGCAAGUCCUUUGGGGACUCAAUAAAGCCCUGAGCCUGGAGCAAACAUGCCCAGAGACCAAGGCAGCCCGAGCAGCCCUCACAAGGCUCUGCUCCGGAAAUUAAGAAGGAUGACAAGAAGAAAAAGGCCCCACAUGAACUGGAGCAGCUGAUGGAAGACACCGAGUUCCAGAAGUUCCUUUCAGUUCACCAGAAGUGGACACAGGUGGCCACUUGGGCAAAUGAUGCCCUGGACACUGAGCCCCCAGAAGGGAAGAGCAAGCCGACCAGUGACUACCUGAACUUUGACUCUGAUUCUGGGCAGGAGAGUGAGGAGGAGGCUGCGAGGAGGAGCCUCUCAGCAGAGCAAGGCCUGGAAGCUAAGGCGGCUGCGCAGCGGGGGCUGUCGGACAUGGAGUACCUGAAGUCCAAGGUGGUGGCAGCCGAGUCCUCUUCCUCAGAGGAGGAGGAAAGUGAGGACGAAGCUGUAAACUGUGACAGAGGCAGCGAGGAAGAGGAGUCCCCUGCCACCCCUGACCAGCCGGAGCAAGGGAGCCCAGGGACCCUGCCUGGGAGGGGGAGGCUGCAGGAGCCUGGAGCCCAGAGAGAGAAACCAGCAAACCAGAAGGAACCCACCAUGGCCUACACCAUGAAGCUCUGGGGAGCCCCGUUCAGUGUCACAGAGAAAAAUGUCCUGGAAUUCCUGACGCCCCUGAAACCAGUGGCCAUUCGAAUAGUGAGAAAUGCACAGGGGAACAAGACAGGGUACAUCUUUGUGGAUUUCAGCAGCGAAGAGGAGGUGAAGAGAGCCCUGAAGUGCAACUGGGAGUAUAUGGGUAAGGAGGCGCGGCGCUGCUUCCCGGGUUCCCUGGCUCCCGCGCAAGAGGAGGAGUCCCGAUGCCCGGCCCUUUCUCACCCUGAGCUCAGGCCCAGCUCCAGCUCUAGCAGGCUGACGCCUCCCCUGUCCUCAGGUCCCCUGUCGGAGCUCCACUACUCCAUUGACAGCCUGACCAAGAAGCCCAAGGGCUUCGCCUUUGUCACCUUCAUGUUCCCUGAGCACACGGUGAAGGCCUACAUAGCCAUGGACGGACAGGUGUUCCAGGGCAGGAUGCUGGGCGUGCUGUCAUCCACCAUCAGGAAGGAAGCCAGUGAGGACGUAGAUGUCCCCGGCUUGUCCAAGAAGAAGAAGGCGUCUGAGGACAAAGCCCGCAGCUCCAGCUCUCGCAACUGGAACACGCUGCUCAUGGGGCCCAAUGCCAUGGCCGAUGCCAUCGCACAGAAGUACAGUGCCACCAAGCAAGUAUUCGACCACGAGACCAAGGGCAGGGUGGCCAUGUACGUGGCUCUCUAGGAAACUCAGCUGGUCCAAGAAGUGCAGCACUUCCUCAUCCACAACAGCGUCAGCCUGGACUCUUUCAGCCAGGCGACAGCAGAACGAAGCAAGACUGUGAUUCUGGCCAAGAACCUCCCAGCAGGCACCCUGGCGGCCGAGCUGCAGGAGACCUUCGGCCAUUUCAGAAGCCUGGACUGCGUGCUGCUGCCCGAGGGUGACGUCACUGCCAUCGUGGAGUUCCUGGAACCCCUAGAGGCCCACAAGGCCUUCCGAUACCUGGUCUAUUCCAAGGUAGGCCGCUGGGAGCUGCUAGCCCCGAAGAAGAAGCUGUCUGUGGUGUUGGACAGGAUCCUGGAGCAGCUGGAGGACAGUGACCAUGAGGGUGACGCGCAGACACUUCAGCUGUGA
Molecule: messenger RNA, 1764 nt
Organism: Ictidomys tridecemlineatus (thirteen-lined ground squirrel)
Lineage: Eukaryota; Metazoa; Chordata; Mammalia; Rodentia; Sciuridae
Source: RefSeq, a predicted model, not a curated record